Epinephelus lanceolatus (giant grouper) is the source of this 3280-nucleotide messenger RNA. RefSeq names its product F-box only protein 6-like. Lineage: Eukaryota; Metazoa; Chordata; Actinopteri; Perciformes; Serranidae. The record is from RefSeq and is a predicted model, not a curated record. Gene Ontology annotation, biological process: SCF-dependent proteasomal ubiquitin-dependent protein catabolic process; ERAD pathway; glycoprotein catabolic process. Gene Ontology annotation, cellular component: SCF ubiquitin ligase complex; cytoplasm. Gene Ontology annotation, molecular function: ubiquitin protein ligase activity; protein binding.
UUAGUUUCUUCAAUUUUGGGGGGAACAGGCCACCUAAUAAACAAAGAAUAUGCUUUAUUUAUAAUAGAUAAGAUCAAUGACCCUGGGACGUGUAAUAAACAGCCUAGAUUUCAACACAGUAUUAAUAAACUUGUAAUUACAUGUCUUAUUUUGCGGGUUAUAAUCUUUAAUAACUACAUGUGUAUCUUGAGUUGAUGCUCAGCUUUAAUUCAGGGGCUGCUCUGGCCUCGCCCACAGAGAUGACACAUACCGGAAGUUUUCUUAAAGAAGGGAUUCUACAGGAGUCGCUAUGUAUUCUACCCGGCGUGCACAGAAAUUCACGGAGGUGGGCGGAGUUAGCAGCAGAACUGACGCUCCUCAGCUUCCCUGUUGGUGUGUGGAGUACUAACGUAAAACUUAGCUCUCCAAUAUUGCGAGCUACGACGUUCAGCUGUCGAACAGGGCUUUUUUGCUGAUUUAUUUUUGUGUUUAAUGUCGCCUCCGCAUCUGACGUGUAACUUAAGUAUGCUUGGGUAAAUAACGAGCGCUGCCUCCGCCAAACGCUGGGAAUAGUAACGUCUUUUGGGGGAUUCGCAUGACACAGGGUAACCGAAAGUGACUGUCACCUCUUAAAUUUAGAGUUACUGGAAACGUUGAAGCUGCUUUUACUUCACUUUCUAUAUCACGAGUGUUUUUACUUAGAGCUGCACUUCCGUGUUGUGUGCUGUCCGAUAUAAAUAACAGCCAGAUACGUGAUAGUGUAGCUAUAUAAACCAUUACACACACACAGGUGUAUCUUUACCAAGGGGUCGACAGGGGUUGGGUAUAUCUGGCUGUAUCACCUUGAGAACACAUCAGUAGCCUGGGUCUGUCCCAGGCAUGAAGAGGAAAGCUAAAGGCAUGGGUGCAACUCUCAGCUAUGGUUCAACCUCAAGUCGGAAUGUGUCUUCAGCUGCAGGACAGUCACAGGAAAAUCUGUUCGAUGUUCCCCUGGAGAUCCUGGAGGAGAUCUUCCUGAGUCUUCCUCCCCAUCAGGUGGUUCGUGUUUGUCGGUUAGUGUGCCAUCAGUGGAAAGAAGUGGCUGACAGUGAGUCCCUGUGGAGAGAGAGAUGCAGAAGAGAAGGAUAUCGCCUCCGCAAUGCCUCCAGAAUACCCAAAGACUGGAGGUUGUUUUACUUCUUGUGCAAGAAGAGAAGAAAUCUUCUCAAGAACCCAAGGGCAGAACAUAAAAUGAAGAACUGGCAGAUGGAGAAUGAUGGUAAUGAUUGGAAUGUAGAAGAAGUCAUGGAGCCGCAUCCAAAUGAGAUGGUCAAGAAAAACUUUGUGACUUCCUACAUGAUGUGCAGGAAGUCUCAGUUGAUUAAUUUGGAGCUGGAAGGGUACAACCCAUCUUUCAUGGAUGACUUCCAGCCAGACAUCAAAAUAUCUGAUUGGUAUGCGCCACGAUGGGAUUGUGGCAGUCAAUAUGAGAUCCAUGUAGAGUUGCUAAAUCAAAGAAAGCAACCCGUUCAGAAGUUUGCUCCUGAGACGGUUUACUUUCAGCAGUGGAACGAUCAGAAAUGGAAUCAGAUGACCCAUGUAUUCCGGAACUAUGGACCAGGAGUGAGAUACAUCCGUUUUACCCACGGAGGCAAAGACACACAGUACUGGGCAGGAUGGUACGGAAUUCGUGUUACUGACAGCUGCGUUGAGAUAUGUCCAGCAAUGGACACAUAGUUCUGCGGGAUUCAUUUAACGCCUGCUUCCUGCCAUCGCCUGAAAUUGCAAAGUUGCACCUUGUCUUAUUUUCCUUGUAUAACCUGCAGCCAUUUUACAUGUUGAAGGAAAGUUUCUUUGGGUAAAAAAUUAAAAAUAAUAUCAUUUAUUUUACUCAAAGGUCCAGUGUGUAGGAUGUAGGGGCAUGUAUUGGCAGAAAUGGAAUAUAAUAUUCAUAACUAUUUUCAAUAGUUUAUAAUCACCUGAAAGUAGGACUCAGUAUGUUUUUGUUACCUUACAGUAAACCAUGUAUCUACAUAUGGAGAGGGCCCUCCAUGUUGUUGUACAGUAGCCCAGAAUGGACAAAUUUGCGUCUAUGUGUCAGCCACCAUAGUUCUCCUACACAUUCUACGCACACAGGAGAAAUUUCACUUCUGCAACCUCAGAGAUAGAUGCCACUAAAUCCUACAAACUAGAGCCUUAAAUUAAAUAUUAUUAUUACCCUGCAUGGCAUCUGUUGAUUAUUUCAAAAAUGAUGUCUGUGGGUAUUUCCCCAUGUUUCCAGGAGAGCCUCAUGUCUUUGCAGUGAGGUUAGCUGUUUGAAUACCGAAACCUCAUUAUGGCCUGGCCCCUCAGAAACGCAGCUCAGCCUUACUUUCAAUUUUUCCCAGUGGCCGUUGUGGUAUUGCAGAAAAAAAAAAUCCCCUGCAGCUCACAAAGAAUUUCCCCCAUGGACUGACUUUGCAAAAGAAAUGCCUGUAAAACUGUUGACAGGAUACCUCGAACUGCUAACAAGUUCAAUUAUGACUCUUUCUAUUAUUCAUUUUUGAUCCAUAGAGGAUAAAUUAGGCAUAUGAGCAGUUCCAUAGAACUGGACAGGUGCCAUCUUAGAGUCCGGUGUUAUGUUUUUAUACAUCUAUAAUCAUGAUUCCUGAGACCACAGCAGUUUGUACCUUUGAAAAGAGCCAUAUCACAAGCACUUUCAGAAAACAGUAGAUUUACAACAUUCCUUACUUUAAAUGAAUGUACACGUAAGUCUGAGUUUAAUCGUUUUCUGUUGGGUGUUUUUUGUACGCCAUCUUCUUGUGGAAAUUUUAGGACAAGAUGCCAUAUACAGUACCAAGGCAGCUUUACAGAACAGGGUGAACUAUCUGGCACUCAUGUUUGUUUGCUUCUCGGUUAUAUUCACUGAGAGGUGGGGUGAGAACAGUUAUAUGAACGCAUCAGUGAGUGCAGAGUGAUGGCAAGAAAAAGUGUCAGGAAGUUUGUCUCUCUGUUUUUAAGAGAUUUUGUCGAUACAUGCUAUUGUGACACUGCAGUACUGCUAUAUAACAAGCCUUAAAGGAAACUUUUUUUUGUACUGCUCUUUAAUGUGUACAUUGUGAUGUUGAAAUUUUGUAAUACACUACAUCAUCUGUGGAAAAUUUAUACAAGUUCAUAAGCUUUAUUUGUGUAACCAUGAAGCCAGACAACAACAUGUAGUAUUUGAAGUUAGGUUUAUUCAUAAUACUGGUUUAUUGUGAUGCUUUAUCACAAGCAAGAUACAGUACAACUUUAAUGUCAAUUUGAAUAAAAACCAAAGAGUCCAAGAAACUCAUUCUCUCAA